AUGUCCGUCAGAUCUACCAUGAGGACCCAAAGCAGCAGCCACCGCGGCUUCAGCGCCUGCUCGGCCCGGGUGCCCGGGGGCUCCCGCUCCGGCUUCAGCAGCAUGUCCGUGUCCCGCUCCAGGGGCAGCGGAGCGUGCUCAGGGGCCGGCUUUGGCAGCCGCAGCCUCUAUGGCCUGGGGGGCUCCAAGAGGAUAUCCAUUGGAGGGGGCAGCUGUGCCAUCAGCGGAGGAUAUGGCAGCAGAGCUGGUGGCAGCUUCGGCUUUGGAGGAGGCCUGGGCAGUGGAUUUGGCUUUGGCGGUGCCGCUGGCAGUGGCUUCGGGCUCGGCGGCGGCUACGGGGGCUCGGGCUUCCCCGUGUGCCCCCCGGGAGGCAUCCAAGAGGUCACCGUCAACCAGAACCUGCUCACCCCUCUGAACCUGCAAAUCGACCCCACCAUCCAGCGCGUGCGCACGGAGGAACGCGAGCAGAUCAAGACCCUCAACAACAAGUUCGCCUCCUUCAUUGACAAGGUGCGCUUCCUGGAACAACAGAACAAGGUUCUGGACACCAAGUGGGCUCUGCUCCAGGAGCAGGGCACCAAGACCGUGAGGCAGAACCUGGAGCCCAUGUUCGAGCAGUACAUCAACAACCUCAGGAGACAGCUGGACAGCAUCCUUGGCGAGAGAGGCCGCCUGGACUCUGAGCUCAGGGGCAUGCAGGACAUGGUAGAGGACUUCAAGAACAAAUAUGAAGAUGAAAUCAACAAGCGUACCACAGCAGAGAAUGAAUUUGUGACCCUCAAGAAGGAUGUAGAUGCUGCCUACAUGAACAAGGUUGAGCUUCAAGCCAAGGUCGACACUCUCAUGGAUGAGAUCAACUUCCUGAGAGCCCUCUAUGAGGCAGAGCUGUCCCAGAUGCAGACUCACGUCUCAGACACAUCCGUGGUCCUGUCCAUGGACAACAACCGCUUCCUGGACCUGGACAGCAUCAUUGCCGAGGUCAAGGCCCAAUACGAGGAGAUUGCCCAAAGAAGCCGUGCUGAGGCUGAGUCCUGGUACCAGAUCAAGUAUGAAGAGCUUCAGAGGUCAGCCGGCAGACAUGGUGAUGAUCUGCGCAACACCAAGCAGGAGAUUGCCGAGAUCAACCGCAUGAUCCAGAGGCUCCGAUCUGAGAUCGACCAUGUCAAGAAACAGUGUGCCAACCUGCAGUCUGCCAUUGCUGAUGCGGAGCAGCGUGGAGAGAUGGCACUCAAGGAUGCCAAGAAUAAGUUGGUCGAUCUGGAAGACGCCCUGCAGAAGGCCAAGCAGGACAUGGCCAGGCUGCUGAAGGAGUACCAGGAGCUGAUGAAUGUCAAGCUGGCCCUGGAUGUAGAAAUCGCCACCUACAGGAAGCUGCUGGAGGGCGAGGAGUGCAGGCUGAAUGGAGAAGGCGUUGGACAAGUCAACAUCUCUGUGGUGCAGUCCACCGUCUCUGGAGGCUACGGCAGUGGCAGUGGUGGCAGCAGUGGCUUGAGCAUGGGCGGAGGCAGUAGCUACUCCUAUGGCAGCGGCCACAGCCUGGGAGGCGGCUUCAGUUCCGGCAGCGGCAGAGGCAUGGGCGGUGGCUUCAGCUCCUCCGGAGGCAGCACUUCCACCAUCAAGUACACCACCACCUCAUCCUCCAGCCGGAAGAGCUACAGGAACUGAAGUCCCACCCUGCACUCUU
Sorex fumeus (smoky shrew) is the source of this 1684-nucleotide messenger RNA. Its product is annotated as keratin, type II cytoskeletal 6A. The transcript is spliced from 9 exons. Lineage: Eukaryota; Metazoa; Chordata; Mammalia; Eulipotyphla; Soricidae. The coding region runs from base 1 to 1665 and encodes 554 amino acids. Gene Ontology annotation, biological process: intermediate filament organization; keratinization. Gene Ontology annotation, cellular component: keratin filament. The record is from RefSeq and is a predicted model, not a curated record. Gene Ontology annotation, molecular function: structural constituent of skin epidermis.